AUGUCGUUUGUAAAUAGAAAUUUUAUCUCGUUUUUCAUGUUUCGCACUACGACCGUUGGAUCGGUUAGCGAAGCAGGAGCCGGUGGUAACAGAAUCGAGCAGUCGUUAUUUCCUACGAUGAACGACGACGGAAAGGAUAUUAGUUUAAUUAGCUUCGAGUCGCUUAACACAGUUUGGGCUUCCUGGCUCCAAUUGACCAUUUCGGUGGCUCUCACGAUAACCGGAUUGAUUUACGCAUUUCGCCAAUGUUAUGCUAGCGACGAUGAAUGUUAUGCAUACUAUACUAUGCUGCACUUGCGAGCUUUCUUCUGGUUUUUGAUAUACAUCAUACAUCUUUUUGUAAAGAGCAGACAUAAUCGAUUGAAAAUUCUAGGAUAUCACGAGUUUCUUCAGCAAACGCAUCGUCAUAAAAAAGCCCCACUCAAAUUUGUAUCACUGUGCAAUUUACUUGUGUUAACUUUGCAUACAUUAUUGCUGCAAGUACUGGGAGCAAAUUUUUUUAUCGAUUGUAAGAUUUAUGGAUUCUCUGCGACAGUCGCUAUAAGUAUUUUUUGUGCGAUUGAAUGUGUCGUUUUAAUGGUUUUGCACAUAACCUAUUCUGCUAAGGUUCAUGUAUUCAAUAUCAUCCAAAGUCCGCCGGAUGCACUUUUAAAUCCUGAUCACUCUAACGGUGGUAUAAGUUCAAUGAAUCCAGAGGAGUUCAUUAGCCAGCAAUUUCUUUUAAUAGUAAAAUUGUUCGACGACAACCGUCAUUUGCAGGAUAAGAUUCGUGAGUUUCGUUCAAUGGCUCAUCUGAUUAAUAGUGAAUCUACCCAUCUUUCUUUAGCGGAAGAAUCUUUCAUUGGGUACUGA
Sabethes cyaneus is the source of this 852-nucleotide messenger RNA. RefSeq lists its product as uncharacterized. The record is from RefSeq and is a predicted model, not a curated record. Gene Ontology annotation, cellular component: lysosomal membrane; late endosome. Bases 1 to 852 code for a protein of 283 amino acids. NCBI's taxonomy places the organism in Eukaryota, Metazoa, Arthropoda, Insecta, Diptera, Culicidae. The transcript has 4 exons.